Hibiscus syriacus is the source of this 2506-nucleotide messenger RNA. RefSeq names its product mitogen-activated protein kinase kinase kinase ANP1-like. The record is from RefSeq and is a predicted model, not a curated record. Gene Ontology annotation, biological process: protein phosphorylation. The coding region runs from base 209 to 2161 and encodes 650 amino acids. Gene Ontology annotation, molecular function: protein kinase activity; ATP binding. The transcript is spliced from 17 exons. NCBI's taxonomy places the organism in Eukaryota, Viridiplantae, Streptophyta, Magnoliopsida, Malvales, Malvaceae.
GUGAACCCAGCCUACCUUUUCCCUCCUCUCUUUCUCUCUCUCUCUCUCCAACUCCAAAGUUUCGGUUUUUAUUUUAAUUUCUUGCCGACCAGAAAAAGAGAGCAAGAAAUAGGAAAUUAAAGAUCAAAACUUUGAUGAGUUAACUCACUCCCCAAUCUCGUUCUUGCCACUUUGUCCAUAUUUUUUUGGGUUCCUCAACUGUUUGCAAAUGCAAGACCUCUUCGGAUCAGUUCGCCGUUCACUGGUGUUCCGUCCAACCCCAGAGAAUAACAAUAACACCCCAGAAAAUAGUCCUCCAUUGGCAAUCACAGCCAAUGCCUUUGUUGAAAAGAUAAAUUCUUGCAUCCGCAAAUCACGGGUUUUCUCCAAGCCUUCAUCUCCGUCGCCUUCUCCUCCUCUGAUCCGAUGGCGCAAAGGAGAGUUGAUUGGGUCUGGUGCCUUUGGCAGGGUUUAUAUGGGCAUGAACCUUGAUUCCGGAGAGCUUCUUGCUGUCAAAGAGGUGCUAAUUGCAGCAAACAGUGCUUCAAAGCAAAAAACACAGGCUCAUAUUAGGGAGCUCGAGGAAGAAGUAAAGCUUUUAAAGAAUCUCUCACAUCCAAACAUUGUUAGAUAUUUGGGAACAGUGAGAGAGGAGGAAACUUUAAAUAUCUUGCUUGAAUUCGUGCCUGGUGGAUCAAUAUCAUCCCUUUUGGGAAAAUUUGGACCCUUCCCUGAAGCUGUGAUAAGAAAAUACACAAACCAGUUAUUAUUGGGCCUCGAGUAUUUACACAGCAAUGGAAUUAUGCACAGGGACAUUAAGGGGGCAAACAUCUUGGUAGAUAAUAAGGGAAACAUUAAACUUGCUGAUUUUGGUGCUUCCAAACAGGUCGUUGAACUGGCUACCGUUACUGGUGCCAAAUCUAUGAAGGGUACUCCAUAUUGGAUGGCUCCUGAGGUCAUUUUGCAGACAGGACAUAGUUUUUCUGCUGAUAUAUGGAGCGUUGGCUGUACGGUAAUUGAGAUGGCCACUGGAAAGCCUCCUUGGAGCCAGCAAUACCAAGAGGUUGCUGCACUCUACCAUGUCGGGACAACAAAGUCUCAUCCACCUAUUCCGGAGCAUCUUUCUUCUGAAGCGAAAGAUUUUCUGCUGAAAUGCUUGCAAAAGGAACCAGAGUUGAGGCAAGUAGCAUCUGAACUACUAAAGCAUCCCUUUGUUACUGGAGAAUCCCUGGACAAUCUUGUUUUGCAUUCUCCAAUAAUGGAUAAUUCGGAAAUCCCUUCACCAUACACUAAGAAUGAAGAACUUCAAGUUUCAAGGUGCCAUGACUCAGCUGAUAUCUGUAAUCUGGGUAGUCUGAACUGCUCAAAUGCAUUCGUCGAGAAGUUUUCAGAAAGCAAAGAUUGGAGACUGAACUGCAGUGAAGAUGAUAUGUGUCUGAUUGACAAAGAUGAUUCAAUGGUGAGCAAAGUAGCGCUUUGUUCUGCUUCAAUGCUUGAUAACGUUAACCAGAGUUCUGAUCCCAGUCAUGAAGAUCCUGAAAUGGUACCAGUCGGUUUCCCUACUACUUGUGGUGAAGAGGGAAAUAAUUUUUCAUAUACCAGUGGGCCAUCUUUCUUUGAAGAUGAUGAUGAACUCACUGAAUCAAAAAUUAAAGCUUUUCUGGAUGAGAAGGCUUUGGAACUAAAGAAGCUGCAAACACCAUUAUAUGAAGAGUUCUACAACAGCUUUAAUUUAUCAUGCUCCCCAAGUUUUGUUGAGAAACGUGAUGAGACACCGUCAAAUUACUUGAAAUUACCUCCUAAAAGUAGAUCCCCAAGUCGAGCUCCCGUUGGCACUCCAUCUUCUGCAACAGAUGCUAUUAGUACAGGAAGUCCACGUAGUAAUAAUAGCAGGCGCGUAUCAAAUGUUGGUAAUGCUAGUGAACAAGCUCCACAGGACAAUUCACCACCUCAGCAUGGUGAUUGGAAAGGGCUUCUAGUUGAUGGCCAGCCAGAACCGAACAGCCCAAGUUUAAUAUUCUCUGAGAGACAAAGGAAGUGGAAAGAAGAGCUUGACCAAGAGCUUGAGAGAAAGCGAGAGAUGCUUCGCCAAGCUGGUUUGGGAGGGAAGACUUCUUCACCCAAGGAUAGAGCAUUAAACAGGCAAAGAGAUCGGACAAGGUUUGCAUCUCCAGGAAAAUGAGUGCAUUUUAGCGUAAACAGCACCUCCUGUGAAGUACCUACACGAGUUCAUCUUAACAUUUACAUUUAAUUUUCAGUGAGCUUCUUCCGGCUCUCAGGAAAACAGUUGCACCCUAUACAAAUUUGUCAUUUUUCAACCAGGGAAAUCUGCCCUUUUGAAGGCGAUAGCCGAUGUUUGUUACUCAAACAUAAUAUAUAUAUAUAUAAUACUUUUCCUUUGUUCCCCCUUGUGGUUUUACUGGUUUUGAGAGGUUUGGUAUACUUUUCCGUAAGUUUGUCUAGUGCAUAUAUGUAUUACUGAUGUAGAAUAAUAAUGAUGAGAUUUUGCUAAAAGCAUUGUAAUCUU